AUGACAGCGCUCCUUGACGUCGACAAGCUCGUGCGCUUCAGCAGGAGCUCGCCCGGCGCUGAUAAGCUGUACAAGACCAUUGGGUAUGGACUGGAUGCCGCUGCGUAUUUGUUCGCGCCCACAGCGCAGCCAGAGACGGCUCAGAAUAUCCACGCGCUGGCCUCGAAUAUCUCGAUGGCGCGUUACGUCCUGCGCUUCACUGGCGGCUUGGAGGCGUAUACGGCGUUGACAAAGGGGUUGUGGAGCUGCGAAGACGAUGACGAGCACGUGCAGCGUCUCGUGCGGCUGCAGGCGCUGUCGAUGGUCGUCUAUCACCCGCUCGAGCACGUUUCGUAUGUGGGAUUUGUCGCGCCUACACUGCUGAAUGUCGACGCGAUGCGUUUCUCUCGGCUCUCGUGUCGAGCGUGGGGCGUUUACGUUCUUUUGGAUAUUUAUGCGAGUGCACUUCGGAUUCGAGCACUAAAGGCGAAGAAAAAGCAGCUCCUGGCCAGAAAAGAUCUUACGGAUGAUGAGCGCUCGACGCUCCUCACGUGUAUCCGAGAUCGGUGUCGCGAACUAAAAUAUGUGCAACUGCGCAACCUUUUGAAUGCUGGCCCGUGCAUUCAGUGGUCUUUUGAGAGAAAAAUUCUCUCGGACCGCCUCGUGAGUUUCCUCUGCGCGGCGGAAGCUGCCAUCGGUCUCUGGCGCGCGUGGACGAUGGCUGAAUAA
Messenger RNA from Peronospora matthiolae, 708 nucleotides. NCBI's taxonomy places the organism in Eukaryota, Oomycota, Peronosporomycetes, Peronosporales, Peronosporaceae. The record is from the annotation of a GenBank genome assembly.